This is a messenger RNA of Rana temporaria (common frog), 2219 nucleotides long. Its product is annotated as zinc finger protein 300-like. Gene Ontology annotation, biological process: negative regulation of transcription by RNA polymerase II. NCBI's taxonomy places the organism in Eukaryota, Metazoa, Chordata, Amphibia, Anura, Ranidae. The record is from RefSeq and is a predicted model, not a curated record. The transcript is spliced from 7 exons. Gene Ontology annotation, molecular function: DNA-binding transcription repressor activity, RNA polymerase II-specific. The coding region runs from base 130 to 1488 and encodes 452 amino acids.
ACCGGAACCGGAAAUACGUAAUUUGAGCGCAGUGAGUUCAUAUCCGGGUGCCGGGCUACAGGGAACCGACAGUGAUCACCGAACAGCGAGUGUGUACCGGAGACCGACAGUGAUCACCGGACAGUUGUGAUGGCGGCACUCUCCCUUCACUCUCAUCCCUUCCCUGAGUCGGCCAUCUUGCCUGCGAGUCCAUUACCGUCACAGAGGCUGAUCAGACAUGCUCUGGCGAUUCUUCAUCUCCUGACUGUAGAGGGUGACGCUGUGACGUCGGCGGACGAUCCCCUCUCCAUGUCACAUGACAGAAGACUUGAUGAGAAGAAGGUUGUGGUGGAUCAGAUAAUGAAGCUGGUCCUGGGAAUCCUCCAUUUACUGAAUGAUGGUCCCCACCCCCCAGAACACUCGGACAAUCAUUUCUCGGAGGAAGAAUGGCUGCGAUUGGAGAAGGAGCAGCGGCAGUUGUACAGCGAGCUUGUGGCGGACAAUGACCAGACUCUGCACACUCUGGGUCCAUUCACUGUGAAGACGGAGACAGUCCCACCCACAGAGAUUGAAGAAGUGACUGUGGCUCCAGCAGAUGAGGCCACAACCUGCAAUGGGAAAUUGAACCUGUACCCGGACUCUCAGGCCGACGCCUCCAGGAGCCCCCUCUCCGACUCCUAUCAAAACUCCUUUCUAGAUGUAUUAAAGGGAAGCAGCCUGUCAAGUUUUGCGGCAUCUGCCAAUCACACAGAUUCCAAUGCAGGAUCCUUUAUAAAUGACUCGGGCCUUAUCACCUACUCCAGAACAUUUCCUGAGACAUGCAAGGAUUCCUGUAUGAAUACUAUAACUGAGGAGCCAGGCAUUUCACGGAAUCUUCCAGGAAGCGACUUCACCGACCCCUAUGUGGCAGGAUCAUCGGAUGAUUUCCAUGUGGAGAAUUUGCCGAUCAUUAAGAUCAAGCAGGAACGUUCCCCGACGAGUCUUCAGGCUCCGCCUUAUACGGUGGAAACGGACGACGAUCGGCAGGAAGCUUUGCAGCUCGUGUGCAAAAAACGAGGAAAAGCGAGCAAAGUAUCCAGCAGAAACAUGAGACCCGGUGCUCCGGAGCUGAGCCAAGUCACCCGAUCUCUUCUGCUGCCCGGCGGCAAUAACACGAUCCUAAGCGCCGGCGAUCAGUGCAAGAUGUACCUGGGCCUGGCAGUGACGACCCUUCCCCCGAAGAAACCCUUCCAGUGUCAGCGCUGUGAAAAGAGUUUUAACUGUAGGUCCCACCUCAUCAUGCACCAGCGCGUGCACACGAGGGAGCGGCCGUACGUGUGCGAGUGCGGAAAGUCCUUCACACAAAGCUCCAAUCUGUUCCGUCAUCAGCGCAGCCACCGCCAUCACAGACAGCAUGUCCAGAACUAUUCCUGUCCCCAAUGUGACAAGGACUUCCCCGACCUCCCCGCUCUUCUCUCUCAUCAGACCUCCCAGCACAGCGCCGCAGACGCCUUCCUGGACAUACAGUGACGGGACGAUCGACUCUCUGUAUACAGAUAGGACUUCCCCGACCUCCCCGCUCUUCUCUCUCAUCAGACCUCUCAGCACAGCGCGGCAGACGCCUUCCUGGACAUACAGUGACGGGACGAUCGACUCUCUAUAUACAGAUCACUUCCUGGACAUACAGUGAUGAGACGAUCGACUCUCUGUAUACAGAUCACUUCCUGGACAUACAGUGAUGGGACGAUCGACUCUCUGUAUACAGAUCACUUCCUGGACAUACAGUGACGGGACGAUCGACUCUCUGUAUACAGAUAGGACUUCCCCGACCUCCCCGCUCUUCUCUCUCAUCAGACCUCUCAGCACAGCGCCGCAGACGCCUUCCUGGACAUACAGUGACGGGACGAUCGACUCUCUGUAUACAGAUAGGACUUCCCGACCUCCCCGCUCUUCUCUCUCAUCAGACCUCUCAGCACAGCGCCGCAGACGCCUUCCUGGACAUACAGUGACGGGACGAUCGACUCUCUGUAUACAGAUAGGACUUCCCGACCUCCCCGCUCUUCUCUCUCAUCAGACCUCUCAGCACAGCGCCGCAGACGCCUUCCUGGACAUACAGUGACGGGACGAUCGACUCUCUGUAUACAGAUAGGACUUCCCCGACCUCCCCGCUCUUCUCUCUCAUCAGACCUCUCAGCACAGCGCGGCAGACGCCUUCCUGGACAUACAGUGACGGGACGAUCGACUCUCUGUAUACAGAUCAC